AUGAUCGAACGUUGGUGUGUGCUAUUGCUUCUCAUAUCAAGAGUUACCACUGACAAAUUUCCACCGCUCAAUUUAUACAUAGGUACGGGUGGUAACUUCUUAGGUGCACCAAAUUUGCCACUGGGUGCACAAACUCUAUAUGGUACAGUUCGUCUCGGUCCUGACACAAGCGAUAUAGAAGAUAGUCCAGCAUUACUUAAUCGUUAUGCCGGUUAUCGUUAUUCGGAUACGUACAUAAAUAUUUUUUCACAUACGCAUGUGUUUGGUGCAGGAAUUGUAGAUUAUGGUAAUGUUGGCGUCUUUCCAAUUCAAGUUGACAAUGAUGAUGAUUUACGACAUAUGAUAGCGAAAAGGCAUGGCUAUCGAAGUACAUUUAAACAUGAAAGUGAACAAAUCGAGCCUGGUUCUUACCAAGUAUAUCUUGACACACAUAAAGUCAAAGUUGAAUUAACUGCUACCGAACAGGUCGUUCGUCUCGGUCCUGACACAAGCGAUGUAGAAGAUAGUCCAGCAUUACUUAAUCGUUAUGCCGGUUAUCGUUAUUCGGAUACGUACAUAAAUAUUUUUUCGCAUACGCAUGUGUUUGGUGCAGGAAUUGUAGAUUAUGGUAAUGUUGGCGUCUUUCCAAUUCAAGUUGACAAUGAUGAUGAUUUACGACAUAUGAUAGCGAAAAGACAUGGCUAUCGAAGUACAUUUAAACAUGAAAUCAAAGUUGAAUUAACUGCUACCGAACAGAUCGGUAUUCAUCGAUAUUCAUUCGAUAAUAUCAACAAAAAAUAUCGUAUCAUACUGAUUGAUAGUAGUUAUGCACUACCUCCAGAUGAUUGCAGACAGAGUCAUGUGAAUGUUGAUCGAAACAAGAAUGAAAUUACGGGUUCAAUUUUCUUUAAAGGAUUUCUCUCUAGUGCUUUUGGCGGUGUGACAACAUAUUUUGCCAUUACAUUUAGUAAUUGGACAGAUUUCGGCGUUUGGACUGAAGGUCGUCUGAUGCAUGGACAAACAACAGCCGAUGGAUGUUCAUCAGGUGCUUAUGUCAUACUACCUGUCAAUCAAAAACAAGUAACAGUUUAUGUUGGUAUUAGCUUUGUAUCAAUUGAACAAGCACGCAUCAAUUUACAAAUGCAAACAAAACUAGAAUCAUUUGAUUCUAUUCGUAAUUUUAUACAACAAACAUGGCUUAAUGAAAUGUCUCGAUUCGAGGCCACUGCUGAAUGGAAUCGUGAAUCUGAAAUUAAAUUUAAUACAGCUCUUGUUCAUUCGAUGUCAAGUCCGACUAUUUGGGAUGAAUCAAACCGUGUAUAUUUAGGUUUUGAUGUCCCGUUUCUUAUUUUACAUGAUUCCAAACGAGCCAAUGAUAUUGUUCAUUCGAUUAUGCUCAUUGUUGACCAAGGUGGUUAUUUACCUAAAUGGCCACUUGCUAAUGGGCAUACAAAUUGCAUGAUUGGUUCACAUGCUGAUAUUAUUUUGAGUGAUUUGAUUAUGAAACAUGAACAUGAUCAAUAUCUUAAUAUGACUCAAGUUUUAGAAGCAUUACGAAAUGUAGCCAAUACAGUACAAAAACAUGAUAGUCGUUUUGAUCCACUAACGUAUAUCAAAUAUCAAUAUGUAGCUUUUGAUAUGGAUGAAUAUUUAGCGUCACUUACACUUAGCUAUGCUUAUGAUGACUGGGCCACUGGUAAUGUCAUGUAUGCUGCAGGUCUUAUUGACGAAGCUCAAGAGUAUUAUAAUCGAUCUCAAUGGUUUGAGAAUAUAUUUGACAAUACAAAACAAUUUUUCUAUCCACGAAAUAGUAGUGGUAGUAUUCUUUGUCCAUCCAGUGAAAUUGAAUAUUUGAUUCUAUUCGAUUAUCGUUAUACGGAAGGUGAUGCAUGGCACUAUCGUUUCUUUGUACCAUAUAAUACACCCCGUCUUGUCGAUUUAUUUGGUGGUGCAAAAUUUUUUGUACAAGAACUUGAUACAUUCUUUAUUCGUAGUCGAGAUUGGCCAACAACAACAAUACCAAAUCCAUAUUAUUGGGCAGGAAAUGAACAUAAUCUAUUUUCUGUUUGGCAAUUUCAUUAUGCAAAUCGAUCUGAUCUUGCUCAACAACAUUCACGUUGGUUACUCGAUCAUGUCUACACAACCCAACCCAAUGGUAUACCAGGUAAUGAUGAUUAUGGUACAAUUCCUGCCUUUGAUCGUAUUACAGUCCGUCGUAAUAAUGGUCAAUGUAUACUUACAAUUAUUGUUCAUAAUAAUUCAGUGGAAAAUAUCUAUGUUGAACGUGUCUUAAUCAAUGGUAAAAUUUUAUCAACAUUUCCUUUUAUAGAUCAUAUUAAUCAUCUUCAAUGUUCAACCGAGUCAUCAACAGUACAACUUGAGUUUUUCAUGUCAUCUACACCAGCAUCAAUUGACAAUUAA
Messenger RNA from Rotaria sp. Silwood2, 2400 nucleotides. Lineage: Eukaryota; Metazoa; Rotifera; Eurotatoria; Philodinida; Philodinidae. The record is from the annotation of a GenBank genome assembly.